Medicago truncatula (barrel medic) is the source of this 1945-nucleotide messenger RNA. Its product is annotated as apyrase 2. The record is from RefSeq and is a predicted model, not a curated record. The coding region runs from base 132 to 1583 and encodes 483 amino acids. The transcript has 9 exons. Gene Ontology annotation, molecular function: nucleoside diphosphate phosphatase activity. Gene Ontology annotation, biological process: nucleoside diphosphate catabolic process. Gene Ontology annotation, cellular component: membrane. NCBI's taxonomy places the organism in Eukaryota, Viridiplantae, Streptophyta, Magnoliopsida, Fabales, Fabaceae.
UCGUUUUCCUUCAUUUCACUUUAACACAAUUAAAACCACUCACUUCAACUACCUAACAAAACAGUUAAAUCCACACAGAACAGUUAAAUCCACCACCACCGGAAACUUCGUUACCGGUCGCCACCGCCAAUAUGGACCUCGAAACAACCAAAAUGCUAAAAAACUCCGGCCAUCCACCGUCGCCGGAGUCAUCAUCUUCCUUCUCCGACAAGUUCUACCAAAUCCGCGGCGCAUUUCUAAUGCUGGCACUUCCUCUACUCCUCGUCACACUCAUACUCUAUAUCAUGCCUUCCACUUCUUCGAACGAGUCCAUCGAAGAUUAUGCUCUCACGCAUCGGAAGAUUUCUCCUGAUCGGAAAAUUUCUGAUUCGUUUGCUGUUGUUUUUGAUGCUGGAAGUUCUGGUAGUCGUGUUCAUGUUUUUCGGUUUGAUCGGAAUCUUGAGCUUGUGAAAAUUGGGAAUGAUCUCGAGGUUUUCUUGCAGAUAAAACCUGGUUUGAGUGCUUAUGCACGGGAUCCACAACAGGCAGCGAAAUCUCUGGUUUCUCUUUUGGAUAAAGCGGAAAGUGUUGUUCCUAUGGAGUUUCGCUCCAUGACACCCGUUAGAGUUGGGGCAACUGCGGGAUUGAGGGCUUUGGAAGGGGAUGCUUCUGAUAGGAUCUUACAAGCGGUCCGAGAGUUACUUAAGCAAAGAAGUACUCUAAAAUCUGAGCCUAAUGCGGUUGCUGUGCUAGAUGGAACCCAAGAAGGUGCUUUUCAAUGGGUGACUAUUAACUAUCUAUUGGGAAAGUUGGGAAGAGAUUAUUCAGACACUGUUGGGGUGGUUGAUCUUGGAGGUGGAUCUGUUCAAAUGGCAUACGCCAUCUCAGAGACAAGUGCUGCCGAGGCUCCAAAAGUACCAGAUGGAGGAGAACCCUAUGUCAAGGAGAUGUUCCUAAGGGGAAGGAAAUAUUACCUCUAUGUUCACAGUUACUUGCGCUUUGGUUUACUAGCAGCUCGUGCAGAGAUUUUAAAGGCUUCAGAUGAUUUUGGAAACCCUUGCAUCUUAGCUGGCUAUGAUGGAUCUUACAAGUAUGGAGGAAAGUCAUUUAAUGCGUCGUCCUCCCCUUCUGGCUCAAGCUUGAAUGAAUGCAAAAGCAUAGCUCUUAAUGCUCUCACGGUUAAUGAAUCAACUUGUGCACAUAUGAAGUGUACUUUUGGUGGGAUAUGGAAUGGUGGUGGCGGCGAUGGACAGAAGAAUCUUUUUGUCGCCUCAUUUUUCUUUGAUCGGGCUGCUCAGGCUGGUUUUGCGAAUCCAAAGUCACCCGUCGCAAAAGUUCGUCCUGUCGAUUUUAAGAAUGCAGCAAAGCAAGCUUGUCAAACAAAACUCGAGGACGCCAAAUCCACUUAUCCACUUGUUGACGAUGGGAACCUUCCAUAUUUAUGCAUGGAUCUUGUAUACCAAUAUACAUUGCUUGUGGAUGGAUUCGGCCUAGAUCCAUUGCAGGAUAUUACAUUAGUGAAGCAAGUUAAAUAUCACGAUUCUCUUGUUGAAGCUGCAUGGCCCCUAGGCAGCGCCAUAGAAGCUGUAUCAUCUAUACGAUGACACAAGUAUAAGAAUCAAUGCCUUAAAAUUUUGGAACAUGAGUUUUAUCAAGACUUCAAGAGUUCCUUGAAGGAGAAAUUACUGUCAUUCAUGACGAUCAGAAAUCGCAAUCAGGUAAAAAUUCGACUGUAAAUGAGCCUACACUAAAAAGAAUAAACUAUAGAAGAUGGCUUCAUUAUUUUCCAUUUGUAAUUAUUUUGCAGCUUUGGAAGAGUAAUUUAUAUUCAUUGUGUUCCUCUAUUUUUUGUAGUCUUCAGAGAUGAAUGUAUCAAUGUAACAUCCCUGGAAACUUUCAUUCUAUUGAAAGAAAGAAGAAAAAAAAUUAUUUAUUGAUUAGCUAAGCUGAAUGUGUGUUUUCUUAA